AUGGAUACAGACCGAAGUUGGAUGUAUAGGCGGCUCCAGGGCAGGUUGCUGUACCCUGGUUUUGACGAGCGCGUCCAAGAGUUUGUAAAUUUCGCUUUACGCUAUCCAGCGUGUAUGAGCGGGCCCGAUAUUAAAUGCCCUUGUCCUAGGGUGGGAUGUAAAAAUACGAGUUACCGCGAUGUCGAAACAGUGAAGCUUCACAUUUUGCAGAAAGGAUUUGUUAAAGAUUAUCAAGUUUGGGUUUUUCAUGGGGAGGGAAAUGUUUUAAAUCCCCGUCCUUUUACACAACUAACGGAGUAUGACGUUGACAUGGAAUAUGAGGGGGGUGACGAGUUCAUCUCAGUUCAGAGAAUGAUUAUUGAUGCUGCGGCUGCUAAAAUGUUGGACAUCAAAUGUCGACAUAGUGGGUCAGUAGCUUUAGUAGAUGAUGUGACCGAAUUUAUACAAGAGCUCCUCCCAGAGGACAACAAGAUGCCGAAGAACUUUGCUGAAAUAAAGAAGAUAGUUAGAGGUCUUGGGUUGCCGGUUGAAGUUAUCGAUUGCUGUUUCCGCAACUGCAUGAUUUAUUGGGGGUCAGACGCGGAGUUAACGCGAUGCAAAAUUUGCGAUCACGAACGGUGGAAACCGCCCCCUAAAGGAAAUUCUAUUCCAUUUCAAAACUCUCAAAAUUCUUCCCCCGCCGUCCGCGCCGUUCUUCCCCCGCCGUCCGCGCCUUGCUUCCUCCGCCGUCCGCGCCGUUCUUCCCCCGCCGUCCGCGCCUUGCUUCCCCCGCCGUCCGCGCCGUUCGCCCUUCUUGUCAGUUUGGUUCUACCAAACCGACUGCAGCCACCGCCGGACACCCACUGCCGCCAACGCCGGACACCCACUGCUGCCACCGCCGGACACCCACUGAAGGCUGCCUCCGACCGUUUUUGCCAGCCCUCGACCCGCUGCUGCUCCGGUCUGCAUUUUCGGUCCGCUGCCCCGUCUAAAAAGGUUCGUGUUCCGAUACGGUUUCUGAUUGGCAUUGUCGGUGGUUUGCACCGCUCUCCCGGCCUUUUUUUCAUCCCUUCUGUGCGGUUCUGCUCUACAACAAAAAUGAAUUCAGAUCGCAGUUGGAUGUAUAGUGGGAGACUGGUCAGAGGAUUGUUGACUGAAGGGUACAUCAGUAACGUUAGGGAGUUUUUGAACUUUGCUGUGCAACACCCCGAGUGUAUGAGCGGGGCUCAGAUAAAAUGCCCUUGCCCUAAACCCAAAUGCCGGAACACUGCUUUUCGAACUGUUGACGAAGUGGAGUUUCAUCUCUACACAGACGGGUUUGUGAGUAAUUACCACGUCUGGACUCACCAUGGUGAGGAAAAUAGGAGGGUCGAGGUGCCUGUUAAUGUUCUGCAAGCGGACAACAUGUGGGAGCAUAGAAAUGAAGACGAGGGUUGCAGUUCAUUCCAGAGAAUGGUUACUGAUGCGGGUGGUCCCGAAGUUUGGACAGAAGAGCCUCCGAAUGCAGAAGCUCAGAAGUUUUAUGAUAUGAUGCGUGCGGCCGAAGAACCCAUAUGGCCUGGGAAUGACAGACACUCCGCUUUGUCUGCAGCCGUAAAAUUUUUAGAAUUCAAGUGCCGAUUUCAAGCGUCUGACGGUCUGAUGAAUGAAAUGAGCGAGUUUGUACAUCAGCUGUUGCCUAAAGACAACAAGUUAGCCAAAAAUUCGUACAGCAUUAAAAAGCUAGUCAGAGGGCUUGGGCUUCCAGUUGAGGUGAUUGACUGCUGUAAAAAUAUGUGUAUGAUAUACUGGGGUGACGAUGCGGGUUUGACUUUGUGUAAAGUAUGCGGGCAUGACAGGUGGAAACCAGCUACUGCGGGUAAUUCAAAAAGAAGAAAGACGAAUGUGCCUUAUAAAAAAAUGCAUUAUUUUCCUUUAACUCCGAGGCUGCAGAGGUUGUACGCUUCUAGGGCAACAGCUAAACAUAUGAGGUGGCACGCCGAGCACGAGAUGGAGAAUGGUGUGAUGAAUCAUCCGUCUGACUCGCCAGCUUGGAAACACUUUUCGGAGUUACAUCAAGAUUUUGCAGCAGAAGUUAGAAAUAUCAGAUUGGGGUUGUGUACGGAUGGGUUUCAACCAUUUGGUGCAUUUGGGCAACAAUACUCGUCAUGGCCGGUAAUUGUGACUCCGUAUAACUUGCCUCCUGGCAUGGCCAUGAAAGACGAGUUCAUGUUUCUAACGGUUCUUGUUCCCGGACCCAAUAGUCCAAAAGGCAGUUUGGAUAUUUUCCUACAGCCGCUAAUAGCAGAACUGAACCAUUUGUGGGAAUUUGGGACGCGGACAUAUGACAUUCAUAGGCGGCAAAAUUUUCAAUUGAAAGCCGCUCUUAUGUGGACGAUCAAUGAUUUUCCGGCUUAUUCAAUGCUGUCUGGAUGGAGCACAUCGGGUAAACGGGCAUGUCCUCACUGUAUGGAAGAAACUGAUGCAAUUACCCUUCCGAAGAGUGGUAAACAAUCGUGGUUUGAUUGCCACAGAAAGUUCUUACCACCUGAACAUUCGUACCGUAAUAACACUACGGAUUUUAAAAAGGGCUACAAAGAAAGAAAAUCAUUCAGGGGAUACAGAACUGGAGAGGAAAUUGAACAAGAGAUUGAUAGCCUUGGUUUUAAAAAGGCAUACGAGGUUGGAGCUCAGGAGACGAAUGCUCAUAAAUCAAAGCAUCAUGGGUGGCAUAAAAAAAGCAUAUUUUGGGAUUUGCCGUAUUGGAAAACGAAUAUGAUUCGUCAUAAUCUGGAUGUCAUGCAUACUGAGAAAAAUGUAUUUGACAACAUUUUCAAUACAGUGCUUAAUGUUCCUGGGAAGACCAAAGACCAUGCUAAGUCCAGAGAAGAGUUGAAUGAUAUUUGUAAUCGUCCGGACUUGGCAUUUAAUCCAUCAACCGGGCAAUAUCCGAAGGCAAUAUAUGCUUUAGACAAAAACGCAAAACAAGCUCUACUGGAAUGGGUUAAAGAGUUGAAGUUCCCGGAUGGGCAUGUGUCGAACUUGGGUAGGUGUGUUGAUUUGAAAAAGCUGAAAAUGAACGGUAUGAAAAGCCACGACUGUCAUGUUUUCAUGCAGCGUCUCUUGCCAAUUGCUUUUCGAGAAUUUCUUCAUCCGUCCGUGUGGGAACCUAUUACAGAGUUGAGCAUCUUCUUUAAAGACCUGACUUGCACAACGCUUAAAGAGGACGACCUAAUUGAGAUGGAGAAAGACAUUGCGAAAAUAUUGUGCAAAUUGGAACGUAUCUUUCCGCCCAGCUUUUUUGAUUCAAUGGAACAUCUUCCUAUACACCUACCCUACGAAGCGAAGCUGGCAGGCCCUGUGCAAUAUCGGUGGAUGUAUCCGUUUGAAAGGUUAAGUAUUUUUUAA
Mercurialis annua (annual mercury) is the source of this 3366-nucleotide messenger RNA. RefSeq lists its product as uncharacterized. Bases 1 to 3366 code for a protein of 1121 amino acids. The transcript has 6 exons. The record is from RefSeq and is a predicted model, not a curated record. Lineage: Eukaryota; Viridiplantae; Streptophyta; Magnoliopsida; Malpighiales; Euphorbiaceae.